AUGCAUGAGCGCCAAAGACGGAUGUACCAGGCUCGAGGAGAAAAGUCCAAGAACGCCAUGUAUUACGGAGCUGGGAGUCUGAUAUUGGCUUUCGGAGUGACCUACGCAUCAGUUCCCCUCUACCGAGCGUUCUGCGGGGCGACCGGUUUCGGAGGUAUCCCCGUGACAGACAGUUCCAAAUACACCCCCGAUCGUCUCUACCCGGACGACGACGCCGACAAGAGAGGCAGGAUCACCGUGCACUUCGAGGCUACGGCGAGCGAUGACCUGAAGUGGAAGUUUACGCCGCAACAGAGGUUUGUGAAAGUCUUGCCUGGAGAGACGGCGCUAGCCUUCUAUACGGCGGAGAACUGGGGCAAGGAGGAUGUGGUGGGGAUUGCCACCUAUAACAUCACACCAUCAAGAGUCUCGCCCUACUUUGCCAAGGUCGAAUGCUUCUGCUUCGAACAACAAAAGAUCCGGGCGGGCGAGCAGGUCGAUCUUCCGGUCUUCUUCUUCAUUGACAAAGACAUCCUGGACGACCCUUCGGCUGAACAGGUCGACGACAUGGUCCUCAGUUAUACCUUCUUCAAGGCGCGACGGAACGAACAAGGUCACCUCGAACCCGAUGCGCCGCUCGACGUGGUAGAAAAGUCGUUGGGUUUCGAGGAUUACGAACUCGCCACGAAGGAGAUCCGAGCAUGA
Molecule: messenger RNA, 684 nt
Organism: Filobasidium floriforme
Lineage: Eukaryota; Fungi; Basidiomycota; Tremellomycetes; Filobasidiales; Filobasidiaceae
Product: cytochrome c oxidase assembly protein CtaG/Cox11-domain-containing protein
Exons: 4
Coding region: 1-684 (227 amino acids)
Cellular component (GO): mitochondrial inner membrane
Molecular function (GO): copper ion binding
Source: RefSeq, a predicted model, not a curated record